UCUUGAUUAUAUACCCAAAUAUGGUUCUCCCCAUCCCUCGCCAAAGUUCAUUCCUUUACACAGUAAACUGGACUCCAACUCUUGACUUCACGCUAGUUCAGACGUUGAUGCGGCUGAAAAAGAAACACGGGUGGGACGACACCAUUUUCCCAUGCUAUUUCUUUGUGGAGGCACAAGGUUUCAUCGAGGAGAAGCUUGGAUAUGCGUUCAAGUGGGAGAAAUUGUAUGAUCGACUACAUUUUCUAGAACUUCGUUACACAACGUUCAAUAUCAUCCUUGAUGUGCAAGGUACUCUAUGGAACUGUGACGAAAACUCGAUGGUGAUAGUCGAUCAUCACUUGGAGCCUCUAAUGAAUAUGAACCCAUUGACAGCUUUUUAUAACCGGCGAGGUGAACCAGCGUACAAUGAGUUGACGAUGAAAGAAGUGAAGGGGCACACCGUGAUCAACAUAUCUGAUUCUCCCUCACCACCCAUGAUGGAGAAACUCAAAGCGUGCAUGUCACCUCUGGUCGGCGUAAGUUAUUUGAUGAAGAUGACAUCCCGUGGUGAUGGAAAUCCAUGGGUUCCAUCCUAAAACCAAUUGGUGAUAGGAGGAGAGGCCCAUGAGACUUAUAUAGUGGAUUAAACUCUUUGUGUACACCGAUGUGGGAUAUUUUUUAUGUUCAUUUUAUGUUUCA
Messenger RNA from Salvia splendens (bonfire salvia), 678 nucleotides. RefSeq lists its product as uncharacterized. NCBI's taxonomy places the organism in Eukaryota, Viridiplantae, Streptophyta, Magnoliopsida, Lamiales, Lamiaceae. The transcript has 2 exons. The record is from RefSeq and is a predicted model, not a curated record. Bases 21 to 575 code for a protein of 184 amino acids.